CGCCCGCGGCCCCCGCGCGGCGGCGGCGGCGGCGGGGAAAGAUGGCGGCGGCCGCCCCCGAGCAGCAAAGCUCUAACGGCCCGGUGAAGAAGUCUAUGCGAGAGAAGGCUGUGGAACGCAGGAAUGUUAAUAAGGAGCACAACAGUAACUUCAAAGCAGGAUACAUUCCAAUUGAUGAAGACCGUCUCCAUAAGACAGGGUUACGUGGCAGGAAAGGCAACUUGGCCAUAUGUGUGAUUGUUGUUCUUUUUAUUUUGGCUGUCAUCAAUCUGAUUAUUACCCUGGUUAUCUGGGCAGUGAUAAGAAUUGGUCCCAAUGGUUGUGAUAGUAUGGAAUUCCAUGAGAGUGGCUUGCUGCGGUUUAAGCAGGUGUCUGACAUGGGUGUAAUACAUCCCCUAUAUAAAAGCACUGUGGGAGGGAGACGGAACGAAGACUUGGUGAUCACCGGGAAUAAUCAGCCUAUUGUAUUUCAGCAAGGAACAACCAAGCUUAGCGUGGAAAAAGACAAAACUUCUAUCACCAGCGAUAUUGGCAUGGAAUUUGUUGACCCACGAACACAAAAUACUUUGUUCAGCACUGACUAUGAAACUCAUGAGUUUCAGCUGCCAAAUGGAGUUAAAAUCUUGAAUGUACAAAAGGCCUCUACAGAGAGGAUUACCAGCAAUGCAACCAGUGAUCUAAACAUAAAGGUUGAUGGUCGUGCCAUUGUCCGAGGAAAUGAAGGUGUUUUCAUCACAGGCAAGACAAUUGAGUUUCGAAUGGGUGGAAACAUGGAACUUAAAGCAGAAAACAGCAUCAUCCUGAACGGAACUGUGAUGGUCAGCCCGUCCCGGCUGCCAAGCUCUUCUUACGGGGAGCAGUUCAAUAAUGGCAACUGGCUGCGCUUCAAGCUGUGCAUGUGCGCCGACGGGACACUCUUCAAGGUCCAGGUCACCGGGCACAACAUGGGCUGCCAGACCUCUGUCAACCCGUGUGGAGCCACGCACUGAAACAACUGCUGCUGGGACAGGCCUCCUUGGUGUUUACAUAGAUUUGUAUGAAGUAAUUGCAUGCCUUCCAGGGUUUCUUUUUUUACAGCAGUUUAUACUAACGUUUCUUACAUAGUAUUUUUAAGGAAAGGCUGUUACGGUCAGCAACAUUAGUUUAUCAUCCUGUUAGCUGCAAUAGUGGCACUGAAUCUGUAAGGUUUCAGUGUACAUGCAUAGUGAAGUACCUUCUUGAAUUGGGAUCAGUAGAAUAUAUGUAAAGAACAUGAUCUUGGCAACAGCUCUACUGCCUACAGUUGUCUCUAGAGGAGGUUUUUAUCCUACGUCCCAAGACCUUGCAGACUGCUGAGAAUACAACUGCAGUCUCAAGUACUUCAACAGGAAUGUAAUCUUUUUGUUGGAAAUAGAUUUUCCUAGGAUGGCUGAAGUAGCAGACUUUUCUCUUCUUUCUUUUUGAUAUAUUGAUUUACCCCAAACUUGGGUGUCUUACUAGAUGUGUACUAAGAGGGGUAGUGGCAGAUUCACUUUAAAAUAUCAUAUUGUUUCUGCCAUGUAUUCAUUCUCACAUUGUUAAAAAAUUAGGCUAUCAUAAAUAAUAUUUGCAAAGUAAAACUGAGUAUGGAAAUUUAACUUGAAUUUUGAAGUAGUCUUGUGGUUAUUGAAGUGUUGCUUGAACUUCCAUUCUAUCUGUGCAGUUAAUGCAUUCUGCAGUUGCUUAAUUUAUGUGAAGUACUUACAAAAUGUGCUUAUAGUGAAAGUACAUUUUUUAAAAAUGUACUUACAACUUGCUUACUACCCAAAAAUAGUGUUUUCCUGGGUGCUCUAAUGUGAACAGUGUCUGAGUCCAUUAAUCAAUGGGUAAUAAUUUGAGCAUAACUGUUGCAGCAGUAUCUGAGAUCAGAUCUCUCCUUCCUCAUAAAUGUCAGUACUGAUGCAUUACUGAGAACAUCAAAACAUUAAAUUCUCAAGUUAAACUGCAGGUCUGUAAUAAUAAAUGUGGUGGUAGGACAGCAAGGUAAACACAUGUGUAUCAGAAUUUGUCAGCAGUGAAACUAUGGUGAACUGGGGCCUAUUAGAGCCUUCCAGCUGCUUUUGCAGCAGUGAGGUGUUUUGUGCUAAAAAUAGACCAGCUAUUUAUAAGAUUCCCUCUUUCCUCACCCCAUGUAUUUCUUCAGUUUAAAACCGCUUUCUUUUGCAGUAGCAUCAAGUAACCUUAAUAUUGGAGGUCUCAAAGUGACUUUGUAACAGCUUUUUGAAAAGUUUUUCGAUAAGCACACACUUCUUUACCUAAAAAUUAUGUAAGUUUUACACAUUAACUUCAGAAUUGAUUAUUUGUUACAGGAAGAUAAACUAUCUACCCUUGUUUUACAGCACUCAAAGUACAUAGGAUUCCAUAAAAUACAAAUCAGCUUCUGCUGUAACAAGAAAUUCAUACCUAAGGUCCCAGUUUCUGAAUUUACUGGCAGGCAGUAAGCAUUCAUACAGAAUGUGUAUGGGUGAAAGUGAUUUUUGGAGGGGUAUUCAUCAGUCAGGCAUUACAGCACAUGGGGGAGGUCAGAGGAGUCAUAUUUCUCUCACUGCUUAAAGGCAAAUUAAAGAUUGUGGGGAAGUACUAACAUUUUGCAUACUUCCUUCAUGGACCUCAUAGUUUUAUCAGAGUUAAUAGUUACUAAACACUUUAACACACAUUUUGCUGCUUUACACCCACCUUUGCUGCUAAGCAGUGACUCAGUAUCUGUUAGAGUUAAGAGGAGGAAAUGAACUAACGUUUUUAGAAUUUUCACUCUCAUGCUAAUGGAAAUUUGUCACUUUAUGUAUACAAAUGCAAACACAUAUUAAAAAAAUAUGAAGAGCUGUAUCCUCAAAGCUGAAGUACAUCUUGAAAGUGACAGAUACUACCUUGGUCAAGUAGGUUAAACACGUAUUAAAGCUCUUCUCUGAUUAAUACUGACGUGCCUAUAUGCUAGUAUCGGAUUCUUGUAAUUAUCAAGAGUUCUUUUAAAAAUAUUGUGUGCAAUGUACAGCUAAAAGAUUUGUCACAAAGGUACUCUUAAAUCAUGAUCUGCAGAAUUGUUUUUGAAGUGUGGAUUUUUUUUGUCAAAAUGUAGCAAAACCAACCAUAAAAAUACCAAAUGAAAUAAAUUAUCAAAUUUGCUAGCCACUAUGUAUUGUUAAUAUGUUUUAUAUUUAUAUUACACAUUUUGAGAAAUGUUGGCACCACACAUGCCUCUGCUGAACAUUUACUUGUUUAUCUUCUAACUGCCUAAGGUACAAUUUUUUAUAUGUAUUUAAAACAUUGAGUGGAACACUGUUUAUUUCAGCCCACAGAUGCACUUCAGAUUCUGCAUGUAUAAAGUAUAUUCUACAUGCCUCUGUAAAAUGCCAUACUGGGUAUACUGAAACAACUUGCAUGUGAAGAGCUCUCAUCAUCUUUAAGUGUGGUGGUUGUUCCAGUGGGUGAAAGGCAGUAGAAUUUCAAAUGCUUGUUUUGAAAUAAAACAAUAAAUUCUAAGAUGCAGCUGCA
Serinus canaria (Common canary) is the source of this 3510-nucleotide messenger RNA. It is a transcript of the gene SGCB, whose product is annotated as sarcoglycan beta. The transcript is spliced from 6 exons. The record is from RefSeq and is a predicted model, not a curated record. Gene Ontology annotation, cellular component: sarcolemma; sarcoglycan complex. NCBI's taxonomy places the organism in Eukaryota, Metazoa, Chordata, Aves, Passeriformes, Fringillidae. Gene Ontology annotation, biological process: muscle organ development. Bases 42 to 989 code for a protein of 315 amino acids.